Messenger RNA from Daphnia pulicaria, 504 nucleotides. RefSeq lists its product as uncharacterized. Lineage: Eukaryota; Metazoa; Arthropoda; Branchiopoda; Diplostraca; Daphniidae. Gene Ontology annotation, molecular function: chitin binding. Gene Ontology annotation, cellular component: extracellular region. Bases 1 to 504 code for a protein of 167 amino acids. The record is from RefSeq and is a predicted model, not a curated record. The transcript is spliced from 4 exons.
AUGAUUCAUACUCAUCUGUUUUUUGUUUUAAUCAGUGUUGCGGCCGUUUUGUCGCAAAAUCAACCAACAUCAUCACAAUUUACAAAGGAGGAAGAAUCGGACGUUAACUCUAUUCCAGGUGUUGCUGGGAAAGAUUAUCCGAUCUUUCACGAAAUCCCGCAAACAAAUUUUGGAUGUUCGGGCAAACUUCCUGGUUAUUAUGCCGACACUGAUGCCCGCUGCCAGGUAUGGCAUUAUUGCAGUCUCGAAGGCUUGGUGGAUUCCUUCCUUUGUCCAAACGGAACCAUUUACUCUCAAGAGAGAAGAGUAUGCGAAUGGUAUUACGACGUAGAUUGCACGAAAUCCAGCAAAUUCUCGGAUGUUAACAAGGAUUUGUACAUCAUUCCCGAAACCACUAAAGCUCCUUCACGAAGUGCUCUGGAAAAGCAACAACUGGUUAAGGAUCCUGAAACGCCGCAACUGGUCAAAAAUUCUAACCUACGCAAGAGAUAUAUCCAGUUCUAG